AUGAAAAGUUCCAUCGCUAGACGUUGGAUGUCUGCUGCUGCUGUUCCUUUGACUCGCUCAUUGCACACCACAUCUGCUUCCAUGAUGGCCUCUGCUGCUGAUGCCAAAGAAGCCAAAAUCAAGACUCUUGAGAUUUAUCGCUGGAACCCUGAUAAGCCUACCGAAAAGCCUGUCCUUCAAAGCUACAAGGUCGACUUGAAUGCUUGUGGUCCUAUGGUUUUGGAUGCUUUGAUCAAGAUCAAGAAUGAGCAAGAUUCUACAUUGACUUUCCGUCGUUCUUGCCGUGAAGGUAUUUGUGGUUCAUGUGCCAUGAACAUUGAAGGUGGUAACACUUUGGCUUGUAUCUCCAAGAUUGAUAAGGAUACCUCCAAACCUCUCAAGAUCUAUCCUUUACCUCACAUGAACAUUGUCAAGGAUUUGGUCCCUGAUUUGACCCACUUUUACAAGCAAUACAAGAGUAUUGAACCUUUCCUCAAGCAAAGAACACCUCCCGCUGACGGUAAAGAGAAUUUGCAAACAAUCGAAGAUAGAAAGAAGUUGGAUGGUUUGUAUGAGUGUAUUCUCUGUGCCUGUUGUUCAACCUCUUGCCCUUCCUACUGGUGGAAUCAAGAGGAAUACCUUGGUCCUGCUGUCUUGAUGCAAGCCUAUCGUUGGAUGAUUGACUCUCGUGAUCAAUUCGGUCCUCAACGUCGUGAGAAGCUCCAAAACAAGAUGUCUCUCUACCGUUGUCAUACCAUUAUGAACUGCUCAAAGACCUGUCCCAAGGGUCUUCAACCUGGUGCUGCUAUUGCCAAGAUUAAGCUUAUGAUGGCUACUGAAUAA
This is a messenger RNA of Mucor velutinosus, 822 nucleotides long. RefSeq lists its product as uncharacterized. NCBI's taxonomy places the organism in Eukaryota, Fungi, Mucoromycota, Mucoromycetes, Mucorales, Mucoraceae. The record is from RefSeq and is a predicted model, not a curated record. The coding region runs from base 1 to 822 and encodes 273 amino acids. Gene Ontology annotation, cellular component: mitochondrial membrane. Gene Ontology annotation, biological process: respiratory electron transport chain; tricarboxylic acid cycle; aerobic respiration. The transcript is spliced from 3 exons. Gene Ontology annotation, molecular function: electron transfer activity; 2 iron, 2 sulfur cluster binding.